Messenger RNA from Pseudo-nitzschia multistriata, 7611 nucleotides. The record is from the annotation of a GenBank genome assembly. NCBI's taxonomy places the organism in Eukaryota, Bacillariophyta, Bacillariophyceae, Bacillariales, Bacillariaceae.
CCACACUAGAUCGAAAAACCUCCCGUCUUGAUCCCUAUUGAUUUUCUGUCUCCGAUAGUUGGAGGAAGUGGGAAAGAUGAAGAUCCACGAUGAUGGAGUUGUCGCAGCGACGAAUCCUUCCCGGAAGUCGGUUUCUUUUGGGAACUUGGAGAUUGCUGAGCAGUCUGGUAGAACGCCUCUCCAAGAUCAAAAUCGUCGUGUGAUGCAUAAGUCGCCAUACGUCCAAAACAAUUCCGGAUCGAAAUCAACCUUGUUCAAAUCCCCGUCGUCGGUGAACAAAAGGGCCAUCACUAGCAAUUCGUUCCGCCAAGAUCUGAGAAAGGGAUGCACGCCAUCUUCGACGAAAACAAAACCCCGCACUUUGGGAGAACGCGACAAAGAAAACAAUCUCACGAAUAACUCGACAACGUCUACCAGAGGAGAGAGGCAAAGCCGGUUGCAGCAGUCGCACCAAUCAAAUCCGAAAACCGAGGCAAAAACACCCAACAGUGCCAGCGCCUUAAGAAGAACCCUUCGUUCUACGGUUGAGCCCCAACAAGUGCAAUCAUUGCAACAGUCCGAGACACUUUUGCAACGGAAUAGAAUAUCCCUUCGAGCGUCCUCGACUGUAGGUUCUAGCAAUCAACCCUUUCAGUCUUUGACGACGGCCAUGACCUCUUCGCUUGUCGGGCGGUCGCGACUUCUAGGGAAAGGUGGUUUGGCUCCUGGUAAGACGGCGAUGGGUGGCCUGGGUCCUCCUGCACGAGUCGCUCCCAAAACACCGAAUACUUUGUUACGCAACGAACUGGAAGACGAGGACGACGAGUUCGACGAGUCUAUGCUCUUGUCUCCCCCACCGGGAGCCUUGUGGGAUGCCCUGAACCUUUCGAGUGGUGGAGGCGACAACAAACGGUAUGCCAUAAGUCCUACCGUCACGACGGGUUUGAUCGUGGUAUCACCACAAGCCGCAGAACAGAUCCAUACGUGGUCGUCUGCGAAGGAAAGAUUGCCGACGUCAAACCCGACUCCCGAAGUGACAAACGACAAAUUCUCUCCCACCGUACCCCGAGCCCUAAUGCAGACCCCACACGCAACGGCUUCCCAGCCUGUAACCACGUCCGUCACUACCGCUGUUGCUGCUCAAUCGACGAGUCAAGUUAAGAUUUGUCGGCAAAAUAGUUCAAUAAUCGAAAUCGAGGAAGUCACUGAGCGUGAGAUCUACAUUGAAAGCACAGAGGAUUCGAUUCAAGAUGAGCACAAUCAUCUCGAAAAUGAUGAACAAUUGUUCGCCGCAAAUGACAUGCAAAGCAUGGUCACUUCAAAUGAUGAGGACCCAGACAUGCCCCAGCGCAAUUCAACAACGCCUACUUCGAUUCAAAAAUCUACAAAAGGUGGGAUCGCGCUUGACCUGACAGCUUUAUUUUCAACAGAAAAAGACAAUUGCAGGCAGCUGCAGCAACAGAGUGAACGCAAAGAGAAGAAAUGGGUGGAAAACACACCACUUUCAACGUCGAUGCCUGCAACAUUGCUGUCCAAACUAAAUUCAAACAGGCCGACGUCAAAGAAACAAGUACAAGGAAAAGAAAAAGGAAAAGAAAUUCGGUCCGUGCCACCCAGAGCAACAACGUCGAAAACAAAAUCAACCUUUACGAAGACAAAGCCUUCUACUACCAAGGGAUCGACGACAAGGGUGGCAAGAGAGAGGAACAUUUCCAGAAAACCAACCAUGCAGAACAAUGCUAAAGGGAAUCCCAAAAAGGUACUAGCGACUGCUAAAUCCAAUCUAUCGACCAAAAUUACUCAGAAGGCAACCUCGAAGGACGUAGUGAAACCAUGGAAGAUACAAAAGACCGAAAAUUUAGCCAAUGCAAAGGAAAAGGAGAACAACGAAUCGGUAUUAAGUGAGACGUCGUCGGUUCGGCACGACAGUGCCACAGAGGAAAAUGUACGCCACCGUGGAGGCCUCGCUUUUGAUGUUGGUUUCACCGAUACAGUGAAACCACAGAUACAAUUGCCACCAUCUAAUUUCAAAUCUAGAACUGGAGGAACAGUAUCAACAGCAAUGGCAACCAAAGAGCCGAAACCAACCGGGAGUUGGGCUGAUAGACAAUGCCAAGUAUUCACUGGAUGGUUGAACUACACUCUUAAUCCUGAGGAAAUGGAUAUCAACAACGAAGGUUGCAUUGCGUCAGGUCUUAGAGCAUUGAUUAUUCAUCGACGCCUUGCAGAAGGCCGAGUCCAUGCCAUGAAUUUGUAUCAGGGAAGUUCCAUGCGUCAAAUUCGAAAGACGAUCGUAAAAGAAAUCGCGAAGGGGAGACUCUCUAUUCGUGCUGACCGCGAUGUAGCUGUUGAUGUUCAGCUACAGAAGAAAUUGGUGUCCCUUCUUCUCUCGUAUACAACUCCAUGGCUUCGACUAGCCUUGGAAGUUAUGUUCGGAGAGUGCAUCGAGCCCGCGCCUUUCUCGGAAAGCAGUCCCAAGGUAUGUUUAUACAAACAUCAAUAUGUAGUUGCAUUACAUCCGUCACGAUGUUAUCUAAUCCAUCAUUUCUUUCUUUAGACUUAUUUGGGUAGGAUGAAGCUUGCUCUGAAAACUUUCGUCAAAAAACGUUUUCUUUCCGAUGACGACACAUUGCAAAAGUUCACGAAAGGUCGUUGCAAUGUUCCAUCAGGUAGAUUUGAAACGCAAUAUAAAGCAGAAAUGAGAAAUCUUGUCCUAUCGCGGAUUAUGACACUAGUGUUCUUUUUGGAUCGAGCGAAGGCUGCAAAUGUAUUGGAGAAUGUUCCAAGAUUAUUCACUGUAUCUUCCAAUGUCAAGUCCACACGUGAUGUCCUGAUCACAAUAUGCAGAGAAUGUUUGUCUGCGGAGGGAGAUAUUACAAAACACCUCUCUCGUAUCGGGCUUAAAGUAUCAUAUAUACAAGACCCGAUUGAUGAAGUCAACUUCCAAGUCGCCAAUUUAGCCACAGAUUUACGUGACGGAGUUCUCUUGACGAGACUCGCGGAGAUCAUUACAGGUGCAUCAUUCAAAUCUUACAUGCAUUCCCUACGUAUACCUGUCGUGUCAAGAUUGCAAAAGAAAUUCAACGUCAAUCUAGCUAUGAAAUCGAUCAAGGAUUUCGGUAUAAUCAUAGCAGAUGGAAUAAAUGCACAUCAUAUUAUGGACGGUCACAGAGACAUGGUUCUAGCCCUGAUGUGGUGUAUCAUUGCACAAUGUUGCAUCGAAAAGCUACUCCAGGGUGAUCAAGUGGAGCAAGAAAUCCAAAAUGUAAUCCAGUCUUCCCAGGCUAGAGAAAAGGUGCAAGGUAGACGCUACACGAAACUGAUUUGUGCUUCACAGAAUCUUCCAUUCUCUAGUCCAGUAGGGAGAGACUCUUCUCCUGAGAAGAUCCUAAAAGAUCUCCUGCUUCGCUGGAGCCAGGCUGUGUGCUCGUCGUUUGGUUUGACAAUCAGUGACUUGAGUGACUCUUUUGCCAAUGGAAAGGCAUUGUGUUUACUAAUUCAUUACUACCACCCAUCGCUAAUACGUGUUGAAGAGAUCUUCCAUGCAUCUUUAGAACCUCAACCAGGUGACAGCACAGAAGACUUGUUGGAAAAAGAACGCAUUAAUUGGAGAAGGGCUUCAACGUCAAUGCAACAACUUGGAGGAAUACCCGAUAUGCUUCCAAUUUGCGACUCCGAAAAUCCGCCCAACGAAAAGUCUAUGCUGCUUUGCCUUACAUAUCUGUGCUCGCGUUUGAUGGAGUCAAGCCAGGAAAUCUUUGCUGCCAUAUUGAUUCAAGCUUGCUACCGUAAAUAUCGCAGAAAGGUUUUGUUAGAGAAGAAGGUUGCUGCAGCUUCGACGAUUUUUCGUUUUUGGACUCUCCACAAAGACAACUAUUUUCGCAAACAAAGAAAACGAUACAAAGUUGCCGUUGCCACUUUAGAAGAAUUCCUUCUUUCCCACAAACAUGCCUUGGUGCGAUUGAAGAAGAUCAGAUUGAAGAAGGAGCGAACGAUACGAUGCACAAUCAAUAUUCAAGUAAGUUAUUGCGUUCUAUUUUUGAUUUUGUGGAAAAACAGAAAUCCCCUUCUUUAUCUCACGCUCUCGCCGUGUUUUUGCAUUGAAAAAAGAGAGUAUAUCGUGGCUACCUUGGACGAGUACGUUAUGAACGAGCAUGGGUAUUAAAGUUCGCAGCCACCAUGAUCCAGAGAACUUUUAGGCGUUAUAUGGCGAUGCGAAUUUCAGCAGAUUUAUGUAAAAAGCGAGACUCAGCCGUUGUCAUACAGAGUGCAUUCCGUCGCUUUGUCGCUUAUGAAAGUUUUUUGGACUGCCGAUUUUACAUCAUUGAACUCCAGCGGACUUUCAGGGGCCAUUUAAGUAGAAGGGAGCUGAAGGAAAGAAAACACGCAGCUCUUGUAAUUCAAAAGGCUUGGUGGUCUUACUUGGUCGCUUUAGAAUCAGAAUUGGCAGCAAUCUUCAUCCAGAAAGUGUGGCGGGGUAUAUUAGGGCGGCGCAAAUGGGUAGAAAAUGAAAAUCGUCGGGACGCAGCUUGCUCGAUUCAAAAGAUAUGGAGAGGAUACUACCAGUCGCUCAAGUACUUUAUUACUUUUGAAUCAUCGAUUGUCAUCCAAAAGACGAUUCGAGGUUUCCUUGUGAGGAAAGCCAUUCCAGUCAAUAUGUACAGUCAUGCUGCGACUUCCAUCCAGAGAAUAUGGAGAGGAUUUUCUGUACAGGUUCAGUUUCAGCUUGAUUUAUUUGAUAUUGUAUGCGUUCAAAGUUUGGUAAGGAAAUUCCUCGCGAAGAGAACUUAUAUGAAAAGAAUAAACGCAUUGUCGAUCCUCCAAUGUUCAUAUCGAUGCUUCAUAGCACAGCGCCGAAUGGUUGAAAAAAUCAAGGACAGAGAACAAGAGAUUUUGCAGCACCGAUCUGCUGUAAUCAUACAAGCACACGCUCGAAAAAUUAUUACACAGCAGAAUCUGUAUUCUCUACAUUAUUCAGCGUAUGUCAUCCAAAAUAAUUGGCGAACAUUUCUGUGGCAUAGACUUUCAAUGUCUUCAUCUACAAAGAUUCAGUCAUUCUAUCGCGGAUGGAAAUGUCGGUGUGCAUUCAUGCAUAAAAGGAAGGCUGUAGUCGAUAUACAGAGGCUCUGGAGAGGCUUCGUUUGUCGCCAAAACGAUGAAAUUUUGCAUUUUGCGUCAACUCUAAUCCAGAGUGCAUGGCGGCGUUAUUGGAUUUACACUGACUACAUUUUGUAUGUAAAAGAAUCGAAAGCUGCUACUCUGAUUCAAGCUCAUGUUCGAAGAAUGGCAGCAAGGAGGAUGAUCGACACCCAAAAUCUUCUUGUGCAAAUUAUUCAGAGCCAAUGGAAAAACUACAAACAAUUCAAGACAGAGACAAACGCAGCAACCAAGAUUCAAGCAAUUGUCCGCUCGAACUUGUCUAGAUCAGAUUUUCUCGAGUCGAAAAGACUAACGUUAAUCUUGCAACAAACGGUGAGAGCGUACCAAGCACGAAAGUUAUUCCGUAUCAAAUACAACGAACGGCUACGCGAACAAUCUGCCACCAUCAUACAAAGCUUGUGGAGAUGCUUCUCGAAACAAGUUCAAUUUCAAGUCGAUGUUAUGGACAUAGUCUGCGUUCAAAGCGAAUGCCGGAGGUACCUUGCGUUCAGAACGUAUAAGAGAAUUGUCCUCGCUACCACUGUAGUGCAGAGAGCAUUUCGUUGUGCUGCUGCAAAGCAAGAAUUGUCGAUGAGGAAACUCGUAAUGGAUACGAUGGUAAUGGAAUCGUCUACGAAGAUUCAAACAGUGGUUCGAGCUCAUAUCGCAAGAUCCAAUUUUUUUCGGAUCAAAAAAUCUUCGAUUAUCCUUCAGAAGUGCUGGCGAGGACAUAAUAUCCGUAGAAACCUUCGGAAUUUAUGCAUCAAGUCAACAAUCGUUCAGAAUACUUGGAGGAUGUAUCAGCUCCGCGCAAAAUACGUAUCAAUUGUAGAUUCUACAACGAAAAUUCAGACUUCCUUUCGUCUUCACUCUACCCGAUCAAGAUAUUCAGCAAUGAAAGAUUCUAUGGUCUGCGUUCAACGUUGCUGGAGAGGAUACAAGGCCAGAGUUAAUCUUUCGAAGCUAUCUUAUGCUGCAAUCAAGAUUCAAAGUCAUUGGCGAAGAUCCGUUGCUCAAAAUAACUACCUUCUUGAUCUGUUGGAAAUCAAAUCUGCGACCUUGAUUCAAGCCUCUUUUAGAAUGUAUGUGCGCAGGUUGGAUUAUAUGGUCGUAAAGUAUUCAGCGCAAACAAUUCAGCGAUUUACCAGAGGACUUCUGUCAAGAGUUGAUCUCGCUGUCCAAAAUUUUGCUGCAUCCGAGAUCCAGCGAGUGUGGCGGGGAUAUUGCACUUACUCUACGAAAGACAUUAUCUGUGCUUUGGUCAAGGUACAGUCGGUUUUUAGAAUGGCUUCCGAGAAAAACAAGAUUGAUGAGUUACGUCUUUUGUAUUGGGUAGAAGUAUGCAAUAGAAACAGAAAUGCGGUCACUAUCCAGCAGUCAUUCAGGAAAUAUGUUCAACGAAAGAGGAGAGAUAAUGCUGCCAGAGUUGUACAGAACGCCUAUCGCUCAUAUUCACAGCUCAAAAAGAUUCAAGCAGCGUCUCGAGGUAUGAUCAGGCUUCAGUCGAGGGUAAGAGGAGCCCUAAUUCGGAAGAAGCGCAGCAAAAGGAUCGAAGAGUUAGCACGUCGAAUUAAAGAGGAAACUCGGCGGGCAAUCCUUGAUCCAACAUUACGGUUAGGAUACCGUACCUCUCGAGCUUUGGAAAUCUUGCAAACUAGCCAGAGUCUAACAAAAAUUAUGGACGCUGUAAAGGAACUCGAAGCUUCAACUCGACUAUCAGUUGUAUGUUGUCAGGUAUUUACUAAGGUCAACGCGGCAAACAUUUUGCUUCAACUCAUCCAAAGUUGCAAUAGAAGUGUACCCCAUAUGGAACUCAAGGAGCAUAUCCUGCUCACACUUGAAAACGUGGCACAAUAUCCUUCCCUGAUAGGCAGCUUCGCUCAUUGUAGAUACGCUGAGGUCUUUCUCGACAAUGUCCAAGUCUUUCGUGACAAGGAUGGGAUAUUCUGUCUCGCGGUGGUCUUGUUGGAUCGUAUUACAAAGGCUGAACACGAUGUGGCUCAAUUCUGUUCCACUCAUGAACAUCUGAAACGCCUGAAGGAAGUUUAUAGGGUUGUCUCUCGUAGAAGAUUCAGAUUUCAGAAAAAUAGGGCUUUGAGCGAGAAGGCACGACGAUUGAGAAAAUACGGGUUAGCAAAGCGAGAUAAUUUUGACAGAGAAGUUUCAACGAAGAUGCUUGGAAAAAUGAUUGAGGUGUUUACGGAAAUUGCAACGACACCAACCAGCCACCGCAAUUGUUUUUUUUUUGAAGGAUGAUGGCAGCCAAAAAAACUUACUACGGUGCAAAAACUAGGUUAUUGCUACUAGAAUGACUUAGUUAAAAAUGAAUAAUAUAUUUUUGGUCAAGGUACUACUUUAUUUGCAAAAAAUKGUAUACCAGGGUUUGUACAAAUCCACACUAAAAACAAGUUUCUUUUUGUUUCCUCGGUAAGUCCAGGGCUGUAAGAAUUCUUCAAAGUUACUGGCUACMCGCACUAAAGUUAGUKAAGUGCA